Molecule: messenger RNA, 791 nt
Organism: Lutzomyia longipalpis
Lineage: Eukaryota; Metazoa; Arthropoda; Insecta; Diptera; Psychodidae
Exons: 3
Coding region: 72-776 (234 amino acids)
Source: RefSeq, a predicted model, not a curated record
UAGUUUUUUUUUCUAAUAGAUUUUCCAAUUUUUCACACUUAAAUAACAAUUUCUACUCAAAAUCUUUCACCAUGUCGACUCUACAGCAGAAGAGAAAUAUGUUCAAACGAAUAAUUUUGGAGAUGGAGGCGAAUCCAGCUCUCUGGGAUACAGCCGAUACAACAAGUUACCAAUAUGGUCGAUAUGAUAAGCAAAUUGCAACACAAAUUGCAGCUGAUAAGCUAAACAUCCCAUAUUCUAAGUGUAUAUACUAUGUAAGGUACAUCAAAAGUCAGCAUGCAAAAGAAGAUGCUCGUCGUAAGGAAAAUAAUCUUGUAGAGGAUGAUGGCAAAGGAUGGCCAUUGUAUGAUCUUUGCUCCUUCCUUAAAUCUCAAAACAAUGCUGUGAUUGUUAGAGAUUUCAAGAAAAAGGAAGGAAAUCCGGAGAAUACGGAGAUGAGCAAUUGUCUUUCCGGUUCAUCCUCACCAGCAGCACCGCUUAUUGUAGAUCCAGACUUUGACUUUAUUUGCUCAUCAGAUGACAAUUUAGAACCAGAUGGUAUCCAAGAACAUUCAAAGAUUUCUCUAAACGAAAGCCAAGACGAAACAUGUGCCAUUGAUCCUACAAGGAAUUUAAAUGAAAAUUCACAGAGAAGAGACAAAAAAUUCUUAAUUGGAAAUAUUUGUUCUACGCUAGAGUACGAGCUAUCUAAUGUGAAUUAUCCUGAAAUUGAUUUAGUAUCCUUCCACGGGGAUGUUUUCAAAUUUAUGCAUUCCCAUUUUAAAAGAGAAAAAUAAAGAGUUUUAUACAAA